GAGCGUCAGUCAGUUUGAAUUUGUACAGAGAACGUUGCGCUCUUGAGUACAAAGUUGUUCAGGCCUUAACCCUUGAAAAGAAGUGAGACUGCAGAAAGAAAAUGAGGGAGUGUAUUUCUAUUCAUGUUGGACAAGCUGGUGUGCAGAUUGGCAAUGCUUGUUGGGAAUUGUACUGUUUGGAACAUGGAAUUCAGCCUGAUGGACAGAUGCCAAGUGACAAAACCAUUGGUGGGGGUGAUGACUCUUUUAACACUUUCUUCAGCGAAACUGGGGCUGGAAAACAUGUCCCAAGAGCAGUAUUUGUUGACUUGGAACCAACUGUUGUGGAUGAGGUAAGGACAGGAACAUAUCGCCAACUCUUUCAUCCGGAACAGCUCAUCACUGGCAAAGAGGAUGCUGCUAACAAUUAUGCCCGGGGUCACUACACUAUUGGCAAAGAGAUUGUUGAUCUGGUGUUGGAUAGGAUCAGAAAAUUGGCUGACCAAUGUACAGGACUUCAAGGAUUCCUGAUUUUCCACAGUUUUGGUGGUGGAACUGGAUCUGGGUUUGCAUCUCUUUUGAUGGAAAGGUUAUCUGUUGACUAUGGAAAGAAGUCCAAGCUGGAGUUUGCCAUUUACCCUGCUCCUCAGGUAUCAACUGCUGUUGUUGAACCAUACAAUUCCAUCUUGACUACCCAUACAACUUUGGAGCACUCAGAUUGUGCGUUUAUGGUGGAUAACGAAGCUAUCUACGAUAUCUGCAGGCGAAAUCUUGACAUUGAACGUCCUACAUACACAAAUUUAAACAGGUUAAUUGGACAGAUUGUCAGCUCAAUUACAGCCUCACUUCGUUUCGAUGGUGCCCUGAAUGUAGAUCUUACCGAGUUCCAGACAAACUUGGUGCCGUACCCUCGUAUUCAUUUCCCUUUGGUAACCUAUGCGCCAGUCAUUUCUGCUGAGAAGGCAUACCAUGAGCAGCUGUCUGUUGCAGAGAUAACUAAUGCCUGUUUUGAGCCAGCUAACCAGAUGGUGAAAUGUGACCCACGUCAUGGAAAAUACAUGGCCUGCUGCAUGCUGUACAGAGGUGAUGUUGUUCCAAAAGAUGUCAAUGCUGCUAUUGCUACCAUCAAGACCAAGAGGACCAUCCAGUUCGUUGACUGGUGCCCAACUGGCUUUAAAGUUGGUAUCAACUACCAACCACCCACUGUUGUUCCAGGUGGUGAUUUGGCCAAGGUGCAGCGAGCUGUCUGCAUGCUGAGCAAUACUACAGCCAUUGCUGAAGCAUGGGCCCGUCUCGACCACAAAUUUGAUUUGAUGUAUGCUAAACGAGCCUUUGUCCACUGGUAUGUAGGAGAAGGAAUGGAAGAAGGAGAGUUUUCAGAGGCUCGUGAGGAUUUGGCUGCCCUUGAGAAGGAUUAUGAGGAAGUUGGUGUGGACUCUGUUGAGGGAGAAGCUGAAGAGGAGGGAGGAGAUGAAUAUUAGAAUUCUGACCAACCAGAAUUGUGAUCGCUAACUGAUUUAGAUAGGAAAGCAUCAAAAAUAAAGACUGGUGUUUUAUAUUGUAGGUUUGAACUUUGAUUAGUAAUAUGACACACAAAAUACUUUGAUAUAUAAAUGUGUGCUUCUUUUCUUUCCAUUUUCUUUAUAUAUAGUUUUAAAAUCAUCAUUUAUUAAACCAGUUUCAAUUGCUA
Messenger RNA from Ylistrum balloti, 1669 nucleotides. Its product is annotated as tubulin alpha chain, testis-specific. NCBI's taxonomy places the organism in Eukaryota, Metazoa, Mollusca, Bivalvia, Pectinida, Pectinidae. Gene Ontology annotation, biological process: microtubule cytoskeleton organization; mitotic cell cycle. Gene Ontology annotation, cellular component: cytoplasm; microtubule. The record is from RefSeq and is a predicted model, not a curated record. Gene Ontology annotation, molecular function: GTP binding; structural constituent of cytoskeleton. Bases 102 to 1460 code for a protein of 452 amino acids. The transcript has 5 exons.